Molecule: messenger RNA, 660 nt
Organism: Penicillium verrucosum
Lineage: Eukaryota; Fungi; Ascomycota; Eurotiomycetes; Eurotiales; Aspergillaceae
Product: flavin-linked sulfhydryl oxidase ERV2
Exons: 4
Coding region: 1-660 (219 amino acids)
Cellular component (GO): mitochondrion
Molecular function (GO): flavin adenine dinucleotide binding; flavin-dependent sulfhydryl oxidase activity
Source: RefSeq, a predicted model, not a curated record
AUGGCAAGCCGACAAAUCACACGGCGCAUUAUCACCAGCGCAUCGAUCGCACUAUGCCUCAUAUUCUUCCUCUUUAUUCGACCACAGGGGCCACCGAGCCCCGCCGUUCGCGCUCCCGGCCAUAUCGACCACUCGGCACCGGCAUCCGCGCCGGGGAUAACCAUCCAAGAUAGCACGUUGAAGGGCGACGUGGUGAUGCCGAAACUAGGCAACGAGACGGUCAAGGCUGAAUUAGGUCGUGCGACUUGGAAGUACUUCCAUACCGUCAUGGCGCGGUUCCCCGAGACACCCACAGAAGAUCAGAAGGAGGCGCUGCGCUCUUAUAUCUACCUAUUCGCUCGGUUAUAUCCUUGUGGAGAAUGUGCUGAGCAUUUUAUGCAACAUUUGAGCAAGUAUCCGCCUCAGGUUUCGUCGCGAAAUGCGGCUUCUGGCUGGGCUUGUUUCGUUCAUAAUGAGGUUAAUGCCAUGCUUGGUAAGCCUGAGUUUGACUGCACCAAUCUAGGGGAAUUCUAUGAUUGCGGCUGUAGUGGGGAUGAGGAGGAGGGUAAGGGCAAGGAGGGGACGGCUUCUUCUCGGUCUGAUGCUGGCAAGGUGGUGGCUACGGGGCAACAUGAUGGCCCUGCUGUGGAGAUAUCGAAGGAAGAGACGACCCGCGGUUGA